UAGAGGAGGUAUCAGCUGGCGGCAGGAGGGGAGCGACGAGCGGAAGAAGAAACGGCAAACCUACGUUGCAGGCGACCAUUCCUUCACUGCCGGUGUCCUUUCACUGCUAGUCACCUGCAGAAAACGGUCCUUUCCUAUUUUUUUUUCUCCCCACGACUGAAGGUGUCCAAUAUGUCUGGGAUCUAAUAUCUCCGGAGAAACAGAGGAAUAUCAGAAUACCUUAGUGGAUGUGGACAACUAAACUGUCGACAUGGAAAAGAUAGUGAAUUUAUUCGUUUCACUUCUCCUGGUUUUAUGGGGAUGCGCGCUUGGAGGCUCGCCCAGUGUUCAGAUUGGGGGACUUUUUCCAAGGGGCGCGGAUCAAGAAUACAGCGCGUUUCGGAUAGGAAUGGUUCAGUUUGGCACCUCGGAAUUCAGACUGACGCCUCACAUUGACAAUUUGGAAGUGGCAAACAGUUUCGCUGUUACCAAUUGUUUCUGUUCACAGUUCUCUAGAGGAGUGUAUGCCAUUUUUGGAUUCUAUGACAAGAAGUCUGUAAACACCAUCACCUCGUUUUGUGGGACGCUACAUGUCUCCUUCAUAACACCCAGCUUCCCUCUGGAUGGAAGUCAUCAGUUCAUUAUCCAGAUGCGACCAGAUAUCAAGGGCCCCCUCCUCAGCCUUAUUGAGUACUACAAGUGGGACAAGUUUGCCUAUCUCUACGACAGCGAUCGAGGCCUGACAACACUGCAAAUUGUUCUGGACACCGCAGCAGAGAAAAAGUGGCAGGUAACUGCCAUUAAUGUGGGAAAUCUUAAAGAUGAGAGAAAGGAUGAGGCCUACCGCUCACUGUUCCAAGAUCUGGAGAACAAAAAAGAGAGGAGGGUGAUACUGGACUGUGAACAGGAUAAAGUGAAGGACAUUAUGGAACAGGUCAUCACAAUUGGCAGACAUGUUAAAGGCUACCACUACAUUAUAGCCAAUCUGGGUUUCAUUGAUGGAGACCUGUCCAAAAUUCAGUAUGGUGGAGCAAAUGUUUCAGGCUUUCAGAUUGUUGAUUUUGAUGAUCCCUUGGUUUCCAAAUUUGAUCAGCGAUGGGAGGCACUAGAAGAAAAAGAAUAUCCUGGAGCUGACAGCAAAAUAAGGUAUACAUCUGCGCUGACCUAUGACGCCGUUCAGGUGAUGACAGAAGCUUUUCGAUACCUUCAUAAACAACGCAUUGACUUUACCAGGAGGGCCAACACUGGUGACUGCUUGGCUAAUCCUGCUGUGCCAUGGGCUCAGGGUGUGGAGAUUGAGCGAGCACUGAAACAGGUUCGAGUGGAAGGCCUGACAGGAAACAUCCAAUUUGACCAGCAUGGCAAGAGAGUCAAUUACUCAGUGAAUAUAAUGGAAUUAAAGAGUAAUGGUCCUGUAAAAAUUGGAUACUGGAAUGAAAUGGAUAAAAUGGCUGUCACCAAAUCAGAUGUCUUUACAAAUGACACAACAGGAAUGGAAAACAAAACUGUUAUUGUGACCACCAUUUUGGAAGCUCCGUAUGUAAUGCUGAAAAAGAAUGCUGACCUUUUUGUAGACAAUGAGCGCUACGAGGGUUACUGUGUAGAUCUUGCUGCUGAGAUAGCGAAGCACUGUGGCUUCAAAUAUCAACUGAAAAUAGUGGGGGAUGGAAAAUAUGGCGCAAGAGAUGCAGAGACCAAAAUCUGGAAUGGAAUGGUUGGAGAAUUGGUAUAUGGGAAAGCAGACAUCGCAGUGGCUCCUCUGACCAUCACAUUGGUGCGAGAGGAAGUGAUUGACUUCUCCAAACCUUUCAUGUCACUGGGCAUUUCCAUCAUGAUCAAGAAGCCUCAGAAAUCCAAGCCUGGAGUUUUCUCUUUCUUGGAUCCACUGGCUUAUGAGAUUUGGAUGUGUAUAGUUUUUGCUUACAUUGGUGUCAGCGUGGUGCUGUUCCUCGUCAGCCGCUUCAGCCCCUACGAGUGGCACACUGAGGAGUAUGAGGACGGGCAGAUCCAGACCAAUGAGUCUACUAAUGAGUUUGGCAUAUUCAACAGCCUGUGGUUCUCCCUUGGAGCCUUUAUGCGACAAGGCUGUGACAUCUCUCCUAGAUCUCUGUCUGGACGCAUCGUUGGUGGCGUGUGGUGGUUUUUCACCUUAAUCAUCAUUUCUUCCUACACUGCUAACCUGGCUGCUUUUCUGACGGUUGAAAGAAUGGUUUCUCCCAUUGAAAGUGCCGAGGACCUGGCUAAACAGACUGAGAUAGCUUAUGGGACUCUGGACUCUGGCUCCACAAAAGAGUUUUUUAGGCGCUCAAAGAUUGCCCUUUUUGACAAAAUGUGGACAUACAUGCGCGGUGCAGAGCCCUCUGUGUUUGUGAAAACCACAGCAGAGGGGGUUCAGAGGGUCCGCAAGUCCAAGGGGAAGUAUGCCUACCUUCUAGAGUCCACCAUGAAUGAGUACAUCGAGCAGCGAAAGCCCUGCGACACCAUGAAGGUGGGAGGAAACCUAGACUCCAAGGGCUACGGAAUCGCCACACCGAAAGGAUCCUCAUUAAGAAAUGCGGUUAACCUCGCAGUACUAAAACUGAAUGAGCAAGGCCUGUUGGACAAAUUGAAAAACAAAUGGUGGUACGACAAAGGAGAGUGCGGCAGCGGGGGAGGUGAUUCCAAGGAGAAGACGAGCGCCCUCAGCCUGAGCAACGUGGCUGGGGUCUUCUACAUUCUGGUCGGAGGACUCGGUUUGGCCAUGCUGGUGGCCUUGAUUGAGUUCUGUUACAAGUCCAGAGCCGAGGCGAAACGAAUGAAGGUGGCAAAGAAUGCACAGAAUAUUAACCCAACUUCCUCGCAGAAUUCACAGAAUUUUGCAACUUAUAAGGAAGGUUACAACAUGACCUUUGGGGAUGCCAUGAGGAAUAAAGCAAGACUUUCCGUCACAGGGAGUACUGGGGAGAAUGGUCGGGUGAUGACUCCAGAGUUUCCUAAAGCUGUCCACGCCGUCCCUUAUGUGAGACCUGACAUGGGACUGAACGUCAGCCUGACAGAUCUGUCCUGAUCAAUGCGAAACUUCUGAGUGCCUUACAAUGGUUUCAAUAGAGCGUUUUAUUUUUUUCUUUGUUUUUCUUUUUUGUCCUCGCCUCCUUACUUUUGUUUCGGCUCUUUUCUUUUUGUCUGUGUGGUGAAAAAAGGAAAGAUAAGAGAUGGAGACUUCAUUUUGCCAAUCACAAAGACUUGUAUUGUUGCUCUCUGUCUCUAUUUCUCACCUAAUAAAACGCCUACCUUUGUGGCUGGAAUUCCAUCUCAGAAUCUUAAAGGGUGGCUUUUUUUUUUCUAAACUGGUGACACCAUGCUUUCCUGUCUAUCUGUUUGGACUGGACUGAGAUGGAAAUGAGGGCUUGAUUGAUGGCAAUGACUGCUUCUAGGAGUCAGAGAUUCAGUCAUCUCAACUGUGUUUAUGUGUGUCUGAAAAGUGAGGGGGUGUGUUCAUCAGGGGAAGAUGUCGUCAAAAACACACCGUUUCUGUAGCCACCGCCACAAAACAGGAUUUUCAAGCACACUUGAUUUCAUCUGCAUUAAGAUGUGAAAUCGUCCUUCUUUUCUAAGAAAAUCUAUUAAAAACGUUUAUUGAAAAAAAAUAUUUUUAUGUAUUUUCACAAAAUAGCUUUUAAAUAAACUUGCUUACAUACUGGUUGGAUAAAAACAUCUUAAUGUGUGAGUAUACAGAAAGAAAAAUUCUAAACAGCUUCUAGUUCGAUAUUUUUAAAGCCAAAUACAUUGCAUUAUGGGGGUGAGAUGUUAAAAUCAUGUAAUUAAUUCCUAUUCUGAACUUUCCUGUAUAUUUUAUUCUUUAACAUUUGGUGUUGAUAUGAAAUAUAUGUCAAUGCUUGGCAUUUGGAAUCAAUCCUUCUAUGUUUUUCUUGUUAGACUUGGUGCAGCAAUUUUGCUUUAUUACUUUUGUCUCUUUGUUUGCUUCAGUGCUUUUGCUAUUUGUAUUUUUUCUGAUGAGGACCGGGGUUGUUGUUCUUUCAAGAGGAGAUUAAUAUGUUUACACGCCAUGAAUAAACAACAAAAAAAAAAUAGUAUGGUAUGGUAUUAUUCCAUCACAUUUUAAAGUGACAUCAAAAAGAAGCAUCCACAUUCACAUGGUUUACGUGAUGGUUAAAAUGCCAAAUAAGUAAGAGUGCCAAAUUCUAGUGCCAGUAGAUAAAUAUAGUCUUAAUAUACUCAAUCACUGUCAUCUCAGUGAAUGUAAAUGAUUCUGAUACAUUCUGUAACUUUUGUAACUAGAUGUACAGUUGGUGGCAAUGACUAAUACAAUAGCCUUUCUGCUUUGUUUUCAAGUCUCCAUGUAUUUUGCAUUAAUCGGACAAUGGAGUAGCACAAGUUGCAUGUUGUUGCCGCAAAUACUACAUACGUUUAUUUCAUUACUGCCAAACAUGCAUUUUCAUUUCAAUGUUGAAGUUGUGAGGUUAAAUGUUUGAAAUUGGAAAUACAAUGUAAGACAUAUAUACAAUAUAUACAUAUAAACAUAUAUUUUAUAUAAAAGUUCAAAUAUGAAAAAUUGUAUCCCUUAUCAUAAGUACUUGAUUUCCUUUUGCAGUACUUGCAAUGCUACAUUUAAUUGUUUUAAUGAUACAAUAUUACUUUUUAGUUGUCCAGACUCACCAUGAGUUAGAUACACAGGUUAUGCAGAUGAGCACAUCUAUUUAUAAGAUUUUUUCCCCCCACUUUCAAAUAGAUCUAUAACAAACCCCCUCCUGCACACAGCAGGGAGAUGAACUAUACUAUUAUUAUUACCACUGUUUUUGUUAUCAAGUAUAGAAGCAUACGGUAUACCAUAGUCGCUAAUCAAUUUCAUUGCAUAUUCAGGCUAUUUCACAGACAUUUUGUAUAUGGAAUGUGUGCUAACUUGUUUAUUUUUUGGGACUCUUUCUAAAUAAAAAGUGGCUGAUC
Molecule: messenger RNA, 4923 nt
Organism: Pelmatolapia mariae (spotted tilapia)
Lineage: Eukaryota; Metazoa; Chordata; Actinopteri; Cichliformes; Cichlidae
Gene: gria2b
Product: glutamate receptor, ionotropic, AMPA 2b
Exons: 16
Coding region: 251-3025 (924 amino acids)
Biological process (GO): monoatomic ion transport; synaptic transmission, glutamatergic; modulation of chemical synaptic transmission
Cellular component (GO): postsynaptic density membrane; AMPA glutamate receptor complex; dendritic spine
Molecular function (GO): AMPA glutamate receptor activity; transmitter-gated monoatomic ion channel activity involved in regulation of postsynaptic membrane potential
Source: RefSeq, a predicted model, not a curated record